Molecule: messenger RNA, 4760 nt
Organism: Biomphalaria glabrata
Lineage: Eukaryota; Metazoa; Mollusca; Gastropoda; Planorbidae
Product: putative lipoyltransferase 2, mitochondrial
Exons: 8
Coding region: 468-1349 (293 amino acids)
Biological process (GO): protein lipoylation
Cellular component (GO): mitochondrion
Molecular function (GO): lipoyl(octanoyl) transferase activity
Source: RefSeq, a predicted model, not a curated record
CGAUAUUACUUCGAUCUUAAAUCUUAUAAACAAUACUUGCAGAUUUUAAAUUAUUAUCUGAUGUGCAUUGCAGUGCAAUCUUUGCACUAAGCAUAACCCAAAAUUAGAAACUAGAUUUUAAAUGUGCCUUAGCCUUAGCCUUAGGCUUAUGUGUGGAGAUAAUCAAGAUUCAGCAUUCUGGAAUAUCUAAUAAUAUAGAAGAUCUAAAUAAUUUAAAUAAUUAUUUGAGUCAAUUUGACGAAUCACUAGACUAGUCUAACUCUAACUAAGAAUUUAGAUUCUAGUCUAGAUCUAGUACUGCAACAUAAUUCAACAUUAACAUUGUCAUUGGCCAUAAAAAGCAAAUCCAAAACAUCGCAUAAAUUUUACAUUUUUUGUUACUCAAAUAAGUAGUGGGUACCACUGUACUGUAAGGGACCACGUUCUUACUCAAAGCAAAGGCAAGUUUGGCAAAGACUAAAUAAAAGAUGAAUGCCUUGACCAACCGUGCUGUAACUGUGAUCAAUCUUGGACGAAUGGGCUUCAUGGCUGCCCAUGAUGUGCAGAUGAGAUUUGCUCGAAGGCACCUUGAUGAGAUGGCUGAUAAGCCAUACACGUAUGGUGAGGAUACUCUCCUGUUGGUUGAGCAUCCACCUGUUUACACAGUUGGCCUACGGACUAAAGACUAUACUGCAGAGGAUGAAGCUUACUUGAAGUCAACAGGAGCUGAAUUCUACAAGACCAACAGAGGUGGACUCAUUACAUUUCAUGGGCCUGGUCAGCUUGUGGCUUAUCCUAUUUUAAAUUUGCAACACUUUAAACCCAGUGUGAAAUGGUAUGUGUGUCAGUUGGAACAGACUAUGAUAAAAACCUUACAAGAAUUUGGGCUGAAAGGAAGGACAACAGACCAGACAGGAGUUUGGGUGGGAAAUAAAAAGAUUGGAGCCAUUGGUCUGCAUGCCAGCAGAUAUGUGACCACACAUGGCAUCUCUCUCAACUGCAACGUUGAUCUCCAUUGGUUCAGACACAUCGUUCCCUGUGGCUUGCCUGGUGUUGAGAUGACCAGCCUAACCAAAGAACUAGGCAAAGAUGUUUCUUUCCUAGACAGUGUGCAGCCCUUCCUUAAGGCCUUUGAAGAGACCUUCAAGUGUGGCAUUGAGUUAAAGAUGCUCGAGGAAGAUGAGUUGAAAUCUAUCAGUAGUCCAUUCAUUUCCAACAUUGAUGCUGGGGCCACAAACAAAAGCCAUGUCCGGCAAGCUGAUAUUGGACAAAGGAGAAAUAUGUCCACCACCUCAUCUAUGCCAGUCAACCGGGUCUCCACUGGGAAACAGAACUACAUCCUGGAAGAAAGGCCCAUUCCUAUGUGGUAGAGAAAUGUCUUGUGCUUGUAGCUGAAAGCGUAGUUUUGUGCCUAUUGAGAUCUGCAGUAUACAAGAACAAAUGAUUGAAGUAUGUGAGCCGUAUGAUUGCCUGUGUCUUAUGUCAUUUGGUUGUGAUGGUGAAGAAAAAAAAAUUUACAAGAGCAAAAAAAACAGGAACUCUUGGGCUAACUAAGACACAGGACGAAAAACAUUGUUGGUUGGGACCACACAACUUCAUUGAUCUGGAAUGCCUUAUUAGUCUUUUUAAUUCAUUGUUUUAUCACAGCAUUUAUUAACCAUUUUUUUUUUUACUAUUGACAUUUCUACUCUUGACCCAUGUAAAGAUUUAUUUCAUUCCAUAGUGCUUUCUAACUCAAAUGUUUACUAGAAAAAAGUUGUGCCCUUUUCAUUAAGGGAUUAAGGGUAAGCUCAUUCUCUGGCAUAAUUUGUAGGAAUAACAUUGGCAUGCUUGAUAGUUCUUUGAUUUUCAUGAGCCAUUUUGUUCACAUUGUCUAGCUGUCUGUGUUCUUGUACACAUCUUAAAGUACAACUGCAGCCUAUUUUGAUGAUGAUUGACAAGUCUAGUGUAAUUUACAUGGAUUUUUCAUUGAUAUGCCUAGACAUCUCUUUCAUCACAAUGCAAACUGUUCACAACUCAUGUGUUGUUGUUUUUUGCUAGGUAACUGAUAUGCUCAUGAAUUCUCAAGGGAAACAAAUCCAAUCUCUUCUUUAUUUCCCAAAAUCAGCCAAAAUAUCAUAGUUGGGAAUUUUGUGUGGGGGUGGGGGGAUGAUGGUGGGGCUAGUAAAGGCAAAAUGUGUGUUUCCUCAUUUUUUUGUUCAAUGCUAUAAACAAAGAGACAUAUAACUUACAUCUAAAUUUUCAUUUGAUAAAUACUUUUUUUUUAUAUUUUUACAAAGCUUAUCUCAACUUAUUCUCAACUUAGUCUGGUAAAAAGUUUGUACACGUUAUUUCUCCCACAACCAAUUUCAGAUCAAGCUGAAAUUUUGUACAAUUAUUUCCUUUACCUGACAACACAAGAAUAAAUUCAAAAAAUUAAUCAAUUAGUUAACUAGCUAUUGGUAAUUUGUAUAUGACUGAAUAAGCUGAAUUAGUCCCAUUUAUAGGUUGUUGUCUGAGUCUUAGUGAACACAACAUGAACAAUAGGACGAGACUAUAGAACUAUACAAUUGUCCAUGUUCAUAGGCUCUCCACUGGCAGAGUGAUUACUGUUGUUAGCUUGAGAAGGCUUGAGCUAUGAGUUUGAAUUCAAGUUGUUCCCCCUUCUUUUUUAUAUUUAUAAAUCAUUUUUAAUUCUUAGUCUACAUCUAUUACAGAUUUAAUUACAUGAAUGAUCCAAUGUAAUGGAUUUAACUAUGCUUAAUAUAAGCUUUGUUGUUUUUUUAAGUAUUUUUCUAAAACUAUUUUUUUGUAUUAUUUCAAUCUGUUUUAUGUCCCAUUAUUGAAUCACUACAUGUAAAUCUUUUCGAAGAUAUUUGUAUCUUCUUAGUGGGCCAUUCACAAACCUGCCAGAAACAAUCAAAAUCUAGUCAAGUGAAACUUUAUGUACUGUAGUACCAUUGAGUAGUAUUUAGAUGUGGUUAGUUUCAAUGUGUGACCUAGCACUGCCAUAGCAUGUUUUGGUUAGUUUUUGUGUUGUAUGGGUUGACAUGUUAUUUCCUAGUUGGCAAUAACCAGGUGAGAUUAUCCACUUAUGUUUGUCCACCCUGACUACAUUGUGAAUGUUUCCUCAGUAUUCAAGAAACUGUUUGUUGUUUUAAAUCUUACACAUUUUUUGGCACAAACAAAAACAUCUAUAAAUAGCUUUACUUUUAUCUUAUAUCUUUGUCAAUGAAGCAUUUUGAUCAGUUCACUCCUUCAUUUAUAGAAUGACAGCACAACGUCUUACUUGCUUAAUAAACAAAGCUGGCUCAACUUAUCCGUACAUUUCUUAUUGUGAUCAAGUUAGCCACAAAUGUCAGCAGAUGAAGAAAUGUGAGACUGAAUUUCUAUGUUACUGUGACACUCCAAAUAAUUCACUUUUUGAUAGUUCUGAUUGCUCAGAAGCCUAUGCUAUAUUUAGGUAUAUUUAAGCACAUAACAAUUCAACAAGUUUUGCUGUUAAUAAUUUCGAAGCUUGAACAGAUAACUAUUAAAGCUAUGCACACAAAAAAAUAUUUAAAAAAACAGAAAUAUACCCACAUUGGUGAACCAUUAAAAUUGAAAAUGUUAUAAUCGUAUAAGAUUUGUUUCUUUCGUCUUAUUGCAAAUUUUCAUUUAAUUCUUCAAGUAGUUUGGUACUUUCCAUCUUUACACAUUCAAUUUGUACCAUCCCUCAGUGGGCUGAAAGAUUAGUCUAUAGAUUCCUCUAAUCUUUUCUGACAUUAAAUGAACACUUUUUUGAAACCCUGCUAGAGGGUAAUUUAAAAAAUUGUGGGCAUCUAGAAUUAAGAUGUUUUUUUAUUUUUACUCUAUUGACUUCGUGUUUGUUGCAUUGUUCCUUUGUUAAUGAAAUGUUAUGAGUUUGGGUUAGAAUUAUAUGGUGGCAGUUUAAGUUUUGGAUUUGUUUGUUUUUUUACUUUGAAUUUUUCCAGCAUUAAUGAAAAAAGCUUUUUUUGUUCAAAAGCCAUGCUUAAUGUGUUUAAUUAGUCCCUAGUUGUGAAGUAAUUAGUCUCAAACAAAUUAGGAAGCUAAACGUGUCAUAGAAUGUCAGUGACUUUUGUUUUUCUUAGCAUAUAAUUUACAUUUGGCUAUUUUAUGUUUAAUUUUUUCAUAAACUUUGGGGUUAACUGCCAUAUUUGAAUAUUUUAAAAUGUUAUUAUAUCCCUGCAGUAUUUGGUUGAAUAUUUUAUUAUUGACAUACAUAUAUAUUUGUGUUAGUAGUAUGCUGUCUUCAUAAGUUAGCUGUUGUUUAAUAUUUUAGUCAUGUUUUUUUUUUUUUUUAGAUAAUUAUUAUAAUCCAUUGUAAAGCAAAUAGCAGUAAUAUCAGUAUUAUUCCUAUGAAUCCAAUUCUAACUACAGCCCUCUACAUUUCAUUGAAAUUCUACUUUGACUUGAGUCUAGUCUAGACCUUCUGACUUUGUGAUGUUUCAUUGUUGUCAAGUAAACUGAAACAAAGUAAAGUCACUCUUCCUGGCAAGUGUAUUUAUAGAGUUUGUAUUUGUGAGGCUAAACCCUAGGUUAUCUAUGACUUAUGCAUGGUUUAGCAUUUGGGGGUUCAGAUCUAGGUGAUGUUUGUAUUAUUUAUCAUUUAGCAGGGAAGGAAGUUUAGCACCAGGUAAUACAAAUUAUGUAUGUAUCAUUUAGCGUUGAGGUUAUGUAAUCUCUAUACCUGUAGUAGGAAACUAUUUCUAUAUUUGAUAAAAUUGUGUCCCCUCUAAAUGUUGCAGGAGAUAUAAAUAAAUUAAAUUGUUGUUAAUGCA